Molecule: messenger RNA, 1257 nt
Organism: Ceraceosorus guamensis
Lineage: Eukaryota; Fungi; Basidiomycota; Exobasidiomycetes; Ceraceosorales; Ceraceosoraceae
Exons: 1
Coding region: 1-1257 (418 amino acids)
Molecular function (GO): protein binding
Source: RefSeq, a predicted model, not a curated record
AUGAGCUCGCACUUUCGCAUGUCGGACCUGCCAGCGGAAACCAGAAGUCAUCUCAUGACCCUCGUGGACGCAAAGACAAUCAUCCGCAGCAGAAGAAUAUCAAGAGGAUGGAGGGCGUGGUUCGAUGCGACGCAAGAAAUCUGGCGCAGCAUUGCCGUGCAAUGGGCCAUCAUCUCUGACGUGCAUGCACCCUUCCCUACUGGUGACCGAAGACACACUCAAGGCUUCACAGCAAUUGCGGACGCAGCCACAGCAAGCGCUACCGGGUAUUUCUCCGCGCAGACAUCAUACAAAGUGCUUUGCGACGAGUAUCGAGCAUUGUCGUUAGCAUGGUCCACAUCGGGAGCACUACAAGCACGGUCACCAGAUGCGCAAGGCUCUUCUCGCGCAUGUAGCCAUUUCCGUACUCUUGCAUGGCCUAGUGAGGCCAGAAUAGUCGAGACCAAUCGCUGCGGUAGCCUCACUAUCCUUCUUGCCUGGCCCAGCCAGCAUGAGCCUGACUACUCAAUAGUAGAACUUCAGAUAGCGCCCACAACUGACAAUGAACCUGCGUUUCAAAGUCUGCAACAGCUUUCGGAUUCAAAGCUUCUGUUGCAAUGUGGAGACAUGCCAGCGCACACAAGGCUACAAUCGCACCAUUUCACCGAUGGAGACCACCAAUUUGUGGUGGAGGAGGAUGCCGACACGUGUAUCUUGAAAGACUACAAGUUGCAGCACGACAAGUCAUAUGUGGUCUGCGGGAGCUUGUCUUUCUCACCCACAAGCUUCACGGGCAUCCCUAUCGCGAUGCAGGUCCGAUGGCCGAUGUGUGUCAUAGUCCUUCAAAAUCAGCCUGCUGAUGAAGAGGUCAGAACAAGGUCAACGAGGAUAUGCUACUGGAAUCUUCAGACCCGCGCUACAAUCCGCACUGUCGAAAUAGAGGAUACUCCGAGUUGUGUUGAAACAAUCGACUUUGACCUUGAAGCCAAUCUGUUUGUUCUGGGUCUAGAGGAUAGGGUGCACAUCUACUCGGCCAAUGAUGGUAGACUCGUGUCAGAUACAGUCUGCCAUCCCUUUGACUUUCAGAUCAAGGAUGAAGAUGUGCUGAGCAAAGGCCUUCUAGAUCAAGCCUCGACUCUACUCGUGUCAAGUCAGAUCUACAUUUGCACAGCUUCUCUCACUGAUUACAAGCAAGGCUUCAAACAGGCUGCUAUUCCCCUACGUUGGCAGUCAGUAGAAGGCACUUCCCUUAACCCAAGCUACAUGCGCACAGAGUGA